Rhipicephalus microplus (southern cattle tick) is the source of this 890-nucleotide messenger RNA. RefSeq lists its product as uncharacterized. The record is from RefSeq and is a predicted model, not a curated record. Lineage: Eukaryota; Metazoa; Arthropoda; Arachnida; Ixodida; Ixodidae.
AGUCGGCUGACAACACCACACAGUCGCUCAGGUAUAGGCGACAGAGAAAAAAUGGCGUCCUUGCAUCAAGUCCUGCUCUUUGUUUCUCUUAUGGUCGGGCUAGCGGCUUCAAUACCCGAAAAAUGUCGCAUACCCGACGAGGACUUGGAGGUUCUGACGGAGCGCUUUCUGGCUCAGAUGCCAAACGAGUACAUUUUUCGUAGAGGAUCAAACAACUCGUCCAAGGGCAACGAAGUACUCCCUGGCAUCACCACAGGCGAGACUACCUUAACCGGUCUGUCUCAUUUGGAGCGCUACGGCACCCUCCGUGUCUACUGCAAGAACGCCAAGCCUCGCGUUGACGUUAGCCUGGUGUCCCGGGCACCACUGAAGAUUUCAAUCCCUUGGAAGUACUGCGGUGGCAAGUCCGGCGUCGUCGCCACACAUGCGAAUCACGUCAAGGUAUGCAUCAACUUCGAGGUGGACGAAGUGGAGAACAACGUGACGCUCCGGCCGGUCCGGGUCUCGCCGAAGUGGAUCGAAACACUGGACGUGAAAGUUGAAGGUGCGGGAGACACCGUCCAGACGGUUGCUUCAAUCUUGGGAAAGAUAAUGUCGGCGUUCGUGAAGGAUUUCUGGAUUGAGAAUCUGCCCUGGAGGAUGCACAAGGUUCUCGAACAGAUUAGGAAGUGAUGGCACAGGCAGUCGACCGGCGGUCCUGACUUCGUCAAGGGUCACCAAUAUUUGGCUCCCCGAAUCCAUGGAGUUCUCAGAGCCACGCCUCAAUCAAGAAAUGUAUGAGUGUAUCUUUAAGUAGCAGGCUCACACAAAUAUUUCACUUAAUUGAAUCUGCCUACACACAGUAAGAAAACUGUUUUAGUAAUAAAAAAGAAAAGAACUAUAUCUGAAAC